Messenger RNA from Medicago truncatula (barrel medic), 1389 nucleotides. Its product is annotated as trihelix transcription factor GTL1. NCBI's taxonomy places the organism in Eukaryota, Viridiplantae, Streptophyta, Magnoliopsida, Fabales, Fabaceae. The transcript is spliced from 2 exons. Bases 85 to 1224 code for a protein of 379 amino acids. The record is from RefSeq and is a predicted model, not a curated record.
ACACAUUAUUUUCUUACCAGCCAGUAACCAGUAAGGCAGUAACCCUCACGCCGCCGUUUGUUUCAUUUUUACCAUUACCACACCAUGGACAGCAUGAACCUCCUCGCCGCCGACCAUGUUGCUCCAUUUCCCGACUCCGGCGACCUUAUCUUCGCCGCCGGCCUCCUCUCCAACCACCACAAUCCCCAAAAACUCAUCCCCAUCAGGUCCAUCCCUCCCCCUCCUCCUCCUCCUGGUUUCCCUGCUCAUCACUCCCCUCCACCACCUUCCGUAAAGGUCGAGGACCCGUCUCGAUCCGGGUCGGGUCAUUCUUCGUUGCCCCUUUGUCAAGAACCCGGCUCGUCUUCGGAUGAUGUGGGCAAUUCAUCUGCCAGUACUAAAGAAUUUGGCUCAAGAAAGAGAAGGAGAAAGAGUUCGAGAAAGCUGGAAGAUUUUGCAGCAAAUUUGGUAAAGAAGAUGACGGAAAAGCAAGAGCAGAUGCAUAAAGAAAUGGUGGAAAUGAUUGAGAGGAUGGAAAAGGAAAGGAUAAAGAGAGAAGAAGCAUGGAAGCGCGAGGAGAUGGAGAGAAUUAAGCAGGACGAAGAAGCUAGAGCGGCUGAGAGGUCUCGUAGUUUAGCCCUCAUAUCGCUGAUUCAGAAACUAUUGGGUUAUGAAAUUCAGAUUCCUCCACCAGCAGAAGGAAGCGGAAUAAGAGAAGAGGAUGAAGUUGAGGUGAACAACAACAACAACAGCCCACCCUUAACCCACAACAUGGGGUCGGCUGAGGUGAACAACAACACCAACAGCCUAGCCUUAAUCCAGUACGUGGGGCCGGCUGAGGUGAGGAAUAAAAGAAAAGAUUUCAACAGCAGCGAUCCAAGUAACAAUAGAUGGCCAGAUGUGGAAGUACAAGCGCUCAUAGCAGUAAGAACCGCAUUGGAACACAAGUUCGGUCAUAUGGGAUCGAAAGGAUCAAUAUGGGAGGAGAUAGCUGGAGCAUUGCAGGGCAUGGGAUACAAUCGUUCUGCGAAGAAGUGCAAGGAGAAAUGGGAAAACAUCAAUAAGUACUAUAGGAGGACAGUGGGGAGCGGCAAGAAACGGCCUGUUAAUAGCAAAACUUGCCCUUACUUCGAUGAAUUGGACAAUCUGUAUAGAAAUGGGUCCUUGGAGAGAAAUGGAAAUGCAUUGAGCAGUACCAACAAUGUUUCCAUAAGGGAAGAAAAGGAGCAGGGUGAAAUUUCAUAAUCAUAAAUAAGGCCUAUGUAAAAUUUUCAGUACUCAUUGUUACUUGGUCGUUUUCUUUCGAAAUACCUUAAUGAGUAACAUUUUUCGAUAAUAUGCCAUCCUAAAUUUUGCAUGUUCUUGUACCAAUUUUUUUACUGAAUUGGUCAGUUUUGUGAGUUAGGCCAA